This is a messenger RNA of Oncorhynchus keta (chum salmon), 1798 nucleotides long. RefSeq lists its product as uncharacterized. Lineage: Eukaryota; Metazoa; Chordata; Actinopteri; Salmoniformes; Salmonidae. The coding region runs from base 43 to 1512 and encodes 489 amino acids. Gene Ontology annotation, biological process: signal transduction; inositol metabolic process; phosphatidylinositol phosphate biosynthetic process. The transcript has 9 exons. Gene Ontology annotation, molecular function: inositol monophosphate 1-phosphatase activity. The record is from RefSeq and is a predicted model, not a curated record.
CAUCCUUUUAAGGACAUAGGUCUUGCAUCAAGGCACCAUAUCAUGACUGACCUCUGGCAGAAUGCCAUGGACCAUGCUGUGGCUCUGGCCAGGAAAGCAGGCUCGCUUGUAAGGGAUGCAGUACAGAAUGACAUGAAGGUUAUGUUGAAGAGUUCUUCUGUGGACCUGGUGACUAAAACUGACCAAAAGGUGGAGCAACUCAUUAUAGACUCUGUGAAGGAGAAAUUCCCCACGCACAGAGGAUGCAGAUGGGGCGGCAGGGUGUUUCUAGAUGAUGCAGACAUUAUAAAGGUGUUUCUAGAUGAUGCAGACAUUAUAAAGGUGUUUCUAGAUGAUGCAGACAUUAUAAAGGUGUUUCUAGAUGAUGCAGACAUUAUAAAGGUGUUUCUAGAUGAUGCAGACAUUAUAAAGGUGUUUCUAGAUGCAGACAUUAUAAAGGUGUUUCUAGAUGCAGACAUUAUAAAGGUGUUUCUAGAUGAUGCAGACAUUAUAAAGGUGUUUCUAGAUGAUGCAGACAUUAUAAAGGUGUUUCUAGAUGCAGACAUUAUAAAGGUGUUUCUAGAUGAUGCAGACAUUAUAAAGGUGUUUCUAGAUGAUGCAGACAUUAUAAAGGUGUUUCUAGAUGAUGCAGACAUUAUGAAGGUGUUUCUAGAUGCAGACAUUAUAAAGGUGUUUCUAGAUGCAGACAUUAUAAAGGUGUUUCUAGAUGAUGCAGACAUUAUAAAGGUGUUUCUAGAUGAUGCAGACAUUAUAAAGGUGUUUCUAGAGGAUGCAGACAUUAUAAAGGUGUUUCUAGAGGAUGCAGACAUUAUAAAGGUGUUUCUAGAUGAUGCAGACAUUAUAAAGGUGUUUCUAGAUGAUGCAGACAUUAUAAAGGUGUUUCUAGAUGAUGCAGACAUUGUAAAGGUGUUUGCAUUGGUUAUCUUAAUUAACACCAUCUUUCUGAAAUCCAUGGCUUUCAACAGAUAUCCAUUUGUUGCCGUGUCUAUUGGCUUUGCAGUCAACAGAAAGCUGGAGUUUGGAGUGGUGUACAGCUGCAUAGAAGACAAGAUGUACACAGCCAGGAAAGGGAAGGGGGCCUUCUGCAAUGGACAGAUCCUUAAUGUGUCAGACCAGAAAGAAAUCAGCCAGUCUAUCAUUGCUACUGAGUUUGGUUCCAACAGAGACACAGAGGUGGUUGACAAAAUCUUCUCCAGCAUGAGGAAGAUCCUGUGUUUACCCAUCCACGGGAUUCGAGGUGUGGGCACAGCGGCCACAAACAUGUGUCUGGUGGCGUCGGGCUGCGUGGAGGCCUACUACGAGAUAGGGAUUCACUGCUGGGACAUUGCUGCCGGGGCCAUCAUAGUCACCGAGGCAGGGGGCGUCCUCAUGGAUGUAGAGGGUGGACCAUUGGACCUCAUGUCCAGAAGAGUUGUUGCUGCAAAUAACAAGAUCAUCGCUGAAAGGAUUGUCAAAGAGAUUGACGCGUUUACCCCUCUGCGAGAUGAUGCAUCUACAGAGACAGAAGACUGAACAAGACAAAUUGCUAUGUUUUAAGUCAUAUUCUUAGAAAAAAAAAAGUGUUUUGUAAGCUUGUUUUAUUUUUUUUCCAAAAGAUAUCACUGUUCUUGAACAAUUCUGGUCAUUUAAAACCAAACUUUUUCUCCUAGCAUUUUGUGUUUUAUACGUUUUUAAUUAGUUCAUUUUGAAAUAUUAUAAUUGUUUUACGUCAGGAAGAUCAUUUAUGUUUUAAGACAGUACUGUAUAUGUAUCACCAGUCAUGUAUGUAAAAAAAUAAAAUAAAUAUAUAUUUAUUUUA